AUGCAUGCAUUUGGCACUCCAUUGUUCCCAACCUUUGGGUGGACGUUGACGAGAGAAUACGACAGUUACAGUGUCGUCGAAGAUAACAAUAACAACGGCACGUUUCAUGAUUUUCCGGUACCAAAGACGUAUGGAGUGGUUCAUCAGCAGACCAGCUUAGUGGAUUCUGUUUCGUCUGCGAAAAUUGGAAUAGACAAGAACUCGGUCGUGAUCAAGAAGCUGAAUCACAAUGCUAAUGAACGUAACCGUCGCAAGAAAACUAACUAUCUAUUCUCAUGUCUCCAUUCAUGUCUUCCUGACACUGAUGAGACGAAGCAACUAAGUAUUCCUCAGACGCUUUCGCGAAGCCUUCAGUACAUACCUGAGCUACAACAGGAAGUGAAGAAGCUAAUACAAAAGAAGGAAGACCUCUUGGGUCAAAGAGAACGUUACGUUAAGCCGCAGCCAAAGGUGGCUGCUAGUUAUUUCUCCACCGUUUUUGCCACUAAGGUUAGAGACAACGAAGUGAUGGUCCAAAUCUCAUCGUCCAAGAUUCAUAAAUUUUCGAUAUAUAAUGUGCUGAGUGGAUUAGAAGCAAAUGGGUUUGUUCUCGUGGAUGUUUCAUCAUCGAGUUCUCGGGGAGACCGAGUCUUCUACACUUUGAAUCUUCAAGUGGACAAGGUUGAUAGUUACAAACUAAUUAUGGAAGAGUUAAGUCAAAGGAUCUUGUACUUCUAUGAAAUAUGUGGAAACCCGUUUAUGUGA
Eruca vesicaria subsp. sativa (arugula) is the source of this 744-nucleotide messenger RNA. Lineage: Eukaryota; Viridiplantae; Streptophyta; Magnoliopsida; Brassicales; Brassicaceae. The record is from the annotation of a GenBank genome assembly.